UCAGUACCUCCGCCGGAUACUCGCGUCGAUAGCCGCCAGGAGAAUCCACCGUUUCAAUCAAAUAGAGAGAGAGAGAGAGAGAGAGAGAGAGAGAGAGAGAGAGAGAGAGAGAGAGAGGGUUUCGUUGUUUGGAUGGUGGAAAUGAGGAAUCCUGAGUCUGAUUCAGCGGCGGCGAAGUGCCGAGACGAGCUGCCGGUGAAGCUGGAGGAUGGUUUAGAAGAAGAGCACGGUCCUCUCAACAAGCGAUCUAGGUUAUGGAGCUCAUCCACAGUGGUGGCACCGGCCAAGUAUAACCCGCUUGAUGAGCCGAGCCCUCUUGGACUUACCCUUAGAAAGAGUCCAUCUUUGCUUGAUUUGAUACAGAUGAGGCUCACGCAGAGUGGUGAUGACCCAAAAGCCCAAGGCUCUGGUUGUGUUAAAUGUAUUACUGCUGGAUCGAAUAGUAUUGAGAAGCUUAAAGCUUCCAACUUCCCCGCCACACUUUUGAAGAUCGGGCAAUGGGAGUAUAAAUCGAGGUAUGAAGGUGAUUUGGUGGCGAAGUGUUACUUUGCAAAACAUAAACUUGUUUGGGAAGUGUUGGAACGAGGUCUUAAGAGUAAAAUAGAGAUCCAAUGGUCAGAUAUUAUGGGGUUGAAGGCAAACUGUCCUGAAAAAGGACCUGGGACGUUGACUCUCUUGCUUUCUAGGCAGCCUUUGUUUUUCCGGGAAACAAACCCACAGCCUAGGAAACAUACUUUGUGGCAGGCAACAUCAGAUUUUACUGAUGGCCAAGCCAGUAUGCACAGGCGGCAUUUUCUGCAAUGUGCUGAAGGGGUAAUGAACAAACAUUUGGAAAAGCUUGUUCAGUGUGAUCAUCGCCUUUUGUAUUUAAGCCAUGAGCCAGAGAUAAUCAUGGACUCUCCCUACUUUGAGGAUCCGAACGAAUCAAAGGGAAAUCCUUUUGAGAAUUUUAAUCUUAGCACAGGUCCUUCUGUAUCCGGGACUCAGAAUUUAGCAGCAUCCCCUGUUGGAGCUCAGUCAUCCUCUGAACAUAUGUAUCUGUCUCAUGAAGCACCAUCUCCCAGCUCAGUGAUAGAUGCUCGUGCAAAUGAAGCAGUCAAUUCAAGAAACACAACGGGUUGUGGUCAGAUGGGACUACGACAAUCUAUGUCUCUGAGUGAUUUCCUUGCAGUUCUCUGUGAUUCUUCUAGUCAGGUUGAAGAAGAAGUAGCUGGACUACACCAAUCUGUGUCAGUUAGUGACUUCCUUGCACUGUUAUCUGAUUCAGGAAACAUACCUGGACUACAACAAUCCAUGUCAGUAAACGAUUUCGUUGGACUUCUCUCUGAUUCUGCUGCUGGUGGGAAUGAUCCGGAACAUGUGGAGAAAUUCGAGAGCAUGAAACAGCAAUUGCUAAGUGAUAAUAAUAUCCAGUUCGAUGCACCACCACCAGAUGAGAAGUCUCUCAUGCCAAGGGUUGAUUCUUUAUUCAACCUCAUGUACAACAAGGAUCUCAACGCAGCUGCAGCAAACUCACAGCUCGAUGUGGAGAACUCGGGUGGAUUGAAGAAUGAACUCAGUGAUCAGAAGGGGAUAGUUCCGGACAAUAACAACAACGACAAGAGAGUUCUUGAUCCAGCUUCCAGCAGUAGCAGCAGCAGACCACAGGGCAUGUUGAGGAAAGACUCGUUCAGCGAUUUGCUCUUACACCUCCCCAGGAUCGCAUCCUUGCCAAAGUUCUUGUCCAACAUUUCAGAAGAAGAUGGUGAUGCAUAUAAUAGAUGAUUGGUGUAAGAUUAUUCCUUUCUUUUUCAUUAUUUGGCAAGUACAGGAACCUGAAGUAAAGCCGCUUUUCUGUUUUUCUUGCAAGUCAAAUUUGUCUCUUGGUCACUAAUCCCCACAGAGAUAUGAAGAAACUUGUUUUGAAUAAUGAAUUUAUGUAGACAUUCCAUUAUUAUUAUUUUUUUGAUCAAAAUAGUCAUUCCAUUA
Messenger RNA from Raphanus sativus (radish), 1968 nucleotides. RefSeq lists its product as uncharacterized. The transcript has 6 exons. The record is from RefSeq and is a predicted model, not a curated record. Bases 133 to 1764 code for a protein of 543 amino acids. Lineage: Eukaryota; Viridiplantae; Streptophyta; Magnoliopsida; Brassicales; Brassicaceae.